AUGGAUCGAGCAACGACUGAGGUUGGCGAGCAUUACCACAAGCUGAAGCGCCCAGACGACUUCCUUGCUCCCACAGCGGGCCCCGCACCUCGGAAGAACGACACCCCCCCUUCACGGCCUGCGGAAACGGCCAAGAGAACACUCGAAGAGGCCGGCAUCAGCGACGAUGAAGCAGACGAAGAGCCUAACAAAAGGUCGCGCCUGCGCAACGGGCCGGCUAGGUUUGGUAGAAAGGGUUAUCGUCUCCAGAACACGGAUAUCGGGAUGUCAUCGAUGUUCCCUGGGAUGUUAGAUGAGGGCGACGUGUCGGACGAUGCUACGAGUGAGGCGCUUGCUUAUCUCCGGAGUGUCAGGACUGAAGCAUCAACAAUACCAAACGUCCUCAUUGCUCCCCGAGGCUCAGACCACGAUAAACCUGAUCGCUCCAUGCUCGAGACCGGCCGCGGUGACUAUACCGUCAUAUACAGUGAAGGCACAUGGAUUGCCCGGGAUCCUACACCGGAGGAAUACUCGCAAGGAGAUUGGUCGGAUCAAUACGAAGAUUUGGAUCCGCAAGAGCAGUACUACCGUGCAUUGCUGCAGCGCUAUCAGUCUAUGCGGAAAAUGUUAAACGAUAUCCAUCCCACAUCACCGAACCCCCCGGAUCGGCCAACUUGCUCCAAUCUCAGGAUAGCCACCAUAAUGCCCACAAGCCGGCAUCAAUGGCUUUACACCCUCGACCGCGAAUACCCCAGCCCGUCUCUGCUCCGCAAAAUGAGCACCUUGGAUGUCUUCAUGGGCCUUCGCUUCUGCACCGAUAGCCUUGACAGGUUCAAAGCUAUCACGAAGCCGAAAAGUUGCUGGAUUUGGGCGCUGCUGGCCAGGGCGCCGGAGUCGGGAACCCUGGACUAUAGGGCGUCUGGCUGUAUUAGGGAUUUGGGGCAUAAAGCCGGGCAGUUUGGCAUGAGGUUGAGGACGGAUGAUGGGAGGGUUCUGCGCGGGGAUGGUGGGGAGCAGCGUGAGAAGGAGAGGGGGCAUGGUGGUGGUGACGAGGAAGCGGCUGUUGGAGAGGAAGAGGAGGGAUGGGAAGCAUCUGAGAUGGAUAUACUCGAAGAACCUAACGGUGUACCCGCGCCCUCUAUGGCAUUGCAGGAAAGCACGAAUGGUGACACCGGAAACCAACACGAAUCUACCUCCCAGUCCGACGCAGAAAUGUCCAUCUCAGAAGACGAAGGCGAAGCGGACGAAGAUCCGUCCGCAAAACUGGAAUCGGCCCGCGCACGUCUUCUUGCACAAGUCAGCGGCAGCGAACAUCUCCCUCAAUCCGAGAAGCCGAACCCGUCACCCCCAGGCCAAAAGCAGGCGCCCGUCACUAGCGACGAUGAACCGAAGACCCUAGAAGAAGCUCGAGCACGGCUCCUCGAGCAGCUGGGAGAUCGUUUGGUCAAGCCGCAAGGUACUGGAAGGUCAAAUGACGACAAGCCAUUCGCAUCUCGCGCGGAUGCAGAACGACACCGUCGAGGGAAGGAUAUAUCAGAAGCCUCAAGGGGUAUGCCGCAUGACAGUACCAAGCCUACCUUCGUGGCUUCGGAGAUUGAGUAUGCAGGGCCGGACUUGAAUACCAGGGCAACGAUCGAUAUGAUUCUUACGGUCGUGGCGGAGUGCUAUGGGCAGAGGGAUCUGCUGAGGUUUAGAGAACUUUGGGAGUGA
Westerdykella ornata is the source of this 1689-nucleotide messenger RNA. RefSeq lists its product as uncharacterized. The transcript is spliced from 2 exons. Lineage: Eukaryota; Fungi; Ascomycota; Dothideomycetes; Pleosporales; Sporormiaceae. Gene Ontology annotation, biological process: spliceosomal snRNP assembly. The coding region runs from base 1 to 1689 and encodes 562 amino acids. The record is from RefSeq and is a predicted model, not a curated record.